CUGGACUUGUUAACUGAAUAUACAAAUUUACAAUGCAGGAUAUUAACGGGCUAUUGGUUGGUAAACUUGAUGAGUGCAGUCGAAGGUAUUACCGUUUGGCAACUCUAUAAUCACUGUAGUUCAGCGUUUGUCCAAAGCUAUAUGAGGCACGCAAAUGCGCGAGGUCAUCAAUCAAGUCAUUGUCUCACAGAUUUCAUCGUGCAACUUGAUUCACAAGGACGUCUUCAAUUGGAAAACGCUUUGACGGGUAAAUUUGUUUGCUUCAAUAAGAGGCAACGGCUCAGCGUUCGAAAUGAGGGAUCAGAUGAGAAAUGCUUCUUUCGUGAAAGGCUAACGCCAAACGGCUACACCGAAUUCGAAUCUACGUGGCGUCCUUUUUUAUUUCUAGGAUUUAACAGGAAGGGUCGGUUUCAAGACCCAUCUCUGUACAGCAUGAAGCGUAAAUGUUUUUUGUUCACGAAACUACGCCGCGAGGUUCCCUCAACAACGUUAAAGCAUUGUUCUGCCGGGAAACGAAGGAACCAGAAACGACUUUCAGAAGCUGAUCGUCAACGUGCCAUCUAUGAUGCGGUUCGAGAGUCGCUAUUAAGCCAGAUAAGGGCAUUGCCCUAA
Molecule: messenger RNA, 612 nt
Organism: Anisakis simplex (herring worm)
Lineage: Eukaryota; Metazoa; Nematoda; Chromadorea; Rhabditida; Anisakidae
Source: the annotation of a GenBank genome assembly